Molecule: messenger RNA, 2133 nt
Organism: Nylanderia fulva
Lineage: Eukaryota; Metazoa; Arthropoda; Insecta; Hymenoptera; Formicidae
Source: RefSeq, a predicted model, not a curated record
AUGUCUAAUACAGAAAAUCUCGCGGUACUUAAAAGACAACGCGCUAUGAUCAAGGGAUCCUGCACGCGAAUAAAACAUUACGUCGAGACAAUUACUGCUAUCAAUACCUCGACAACGGCUCAACUUGAGGAGCGCAAAUUAAAACUAGAACAUUAUUGGGCCGAAUACCACACUGUACAGACGCAAAUAGAAAUUUUAGAAGAAGCCGAAGGUAACGAUCGGGCUGCGUUCGAGGAUGCAUUUUAUGCCGUAUCCGCUAAAAUCAGGGAGUUAUUAAGCCCUCCCACGCACUCGCGCACUGCCGCUGUUUCGCCGGCAACGCUUUCGGAAAUCUCGGACGCAACUUCCCGCGUGCGCUUACCUAAAUUGAAUUUACCGACAUUUUCGGGGAAAUAUGACGAGUGGUUCCCGUUCUUCGAUACAUUCACGUCGGUCAUACAUACAAACGCGUCUCUCAGUUGCAUACAAAAGUUUCAAUAUUUAAAGGCCUCUCUCACAGGCGAUGCGAGCAGCGUAAUUAAUUCUUUAGAGAUUUCGGACGCGAAUUACAAUGCAGCGUGGAAUCUUCUCAAAGAGCGGUACGAUAACAAACGGGUAAUCGUGCAAAAUCAUAUCAAGGCCAUUAUAGAAUUACCUUCCAUGACAAGGGAAAAUUAUACCGAGUUAAGGCAAAUCGCGGAUGGCGCGACAAAGCACAUACACGCGUUGCAAGCUCUAAAGCGACCCACCGCGUAUUGGGACGAUAUUUUAAUACACGUGCUAUGCUCGAAAUUCGAUCCCCUCACACUACGCGAGUGGCAAUCUUCGCUUACGGGUAACGAAUUACCAACAUCCAAACAAUUCUUCGAUUUUAUCACACGACAGUGUCAGAUGCUCGAAGUCACAAACAAAUCUAGCAACGUCGCGAACGUCAAGGACGGCACUGCCAAGGCACACGCCAAGCGUCAAACAGCAUGCGCAGCUACCGUCAAGUUAAAAUGCAACUACUGUCGAGGGGAGCAUUCCAUUUAUUACUGUAAGAAUUUUCUGGUACUUCAGGUUCCUCAAAGGAUCGCGGAAAUUCGUUCUCGCAAAAUUUGCCUCAAUUGUCUGCGUUCCAACACGCACAUCGCUAGCAAAUGCACUUCAGGAGGUUGCAAGGUCUGCCAAGCCAAGCAUAACACGCUUCUUCAUAUGACGACCGCCUCGCAGCAAGCGCCUAAUUCCUCUAGCUCUUCAGGAAAGGGCAGCGACAACUCCAACUCCGCAGAAUCCUCUGCCGUAGUAGCGACACACGUCGCAGGGGGAAGUGUUAACGUCAUAUUGUCAAUGGCCAUGGUGCACGCGCGCGAUUAUCAGGGCGUGCUUCGACCUUGUCGCAUUCUGUUGGAUUGUGGUUCUCAGGCGAAUUUCAUAUCAAGGAAAUUCAUGACGAGGCUUGGCCUCACUCCCAAAUCACUAAGCGUAGCCAUAUCCGGCGUGAACGGAACGGUUACGACGGCCACGCAAGCAGUAAAAAUCGAAUUGCAAUCGCGAAUAGAUUCAUACAGUGCUACAAUCGAUUGUAUUGUCUCAGAUCAAGUUACAGAAAAACUCCCUGGCAUACCGUUAAGGCGAAGGGAUUUCGAACUGCCACGAAAUAUAAAGCUAGCUGAUCCACAAUUUCACGUAUCUUUUGAUAUCGACAUUCUAAUAGGAGCCGAAAUAUUUUGGGAUCUUCUCUUUGUAGGACAGAUACAAUCAUCGGACAGGCAUCCUAAAUUACAAAAAACGAGGUUUGGAUGGAUCCUAGCAGGACGAAUGUUUGAUUCAAAAUCAAUUCACGCAAAGGUACAUUCUCUACACGCAUCUAUAACUAACGAGCAGUUACAUGAUCAAUUAAGUCGGUUCUGGCAAUUAGACGACGCGAAAAAUGACUCCAAUAAUUUGACUCCUGAGGAAAGUUAUUGUGAGCAGCAUUUUAUCAGCAAUAUUCAUAAAAAUCCACAAGGCAGAUACGUGGUCAAACUUCCUAUUAGAGAUCAAUUAAUCGACAAGUUAGGAGACUCUCGAAGCAUUGCCAUGUCUCGUUUGAAGGGCAUCGAAAAACGUUUUAAACGACAGCCCGAUCUAGAAGAGCAAUACAAACAAUUAUCAAUGAGUACAUAUCGUUAG